Coffea arabica (coffee) is the source of this 1181-nucleotide messenger RNA. The record is from RefSeq and is a predicted model, not a curated record. NCBI's taxonomy places the organism in Eukaryota, Viridiplantae, Streptophyta, Magnoliopsida, Gentianales, Rubiaceae.
AACAAAUUGAAAAAAAUAAAAACACACACACACACACACACAGAGAGAAUUAAGAUUUAACUUGACAGUUUUGGCCCUUACUGUAGCUUUUAACGAACCAAAACGAGAAUAUAUUUGGUUAUGCUUUUCCAUUCUUGCAUGGAUGGUGGAUUUUGUGAAGAAACUACAAAUCAAACAUAGAAAAUCUUCAUGGGUUGAAGAAGCAGAGUACAGGAGAAUCCCCAUAUCAACCUCAAUAUCAUCAUCAAAGUCCAAGAAGAAGAUGGCCACAUCAACAUCUACUGCAGCUUCUUCUGGGACUAGCAAUGGCAGCAGCAGUAGCUGCAGCAGAGAAGGGUCAGCAAAAUCCAUAGCGGCUGAUCAAAUUUCCCAGGCCAUUCAAUCCACAUCCAAUCUCCUCCACCUCAUGCUUCAGUCUUCCCCUGCUCAGGCUGAGUUACUGAAGCUUCCAAGAAGCCUUUUGGCGAAGACACCUACUAUAAAAAACACAGAGUUGGUAUUGGAACAGAUGCCUCAUAUAAUUUCAUCAUUGGAUGCACAUGUGGAUAAUUCUUUACAGAGUGUUCCACAUCUGAAAACUGUUAUCCAGUUACUUUCAAAUAUUGAAAGCUGCCAGCUUAAAUCUUUUUCCAAGGUUCAACCGGAACAAGAGGGAUGGUAGGUGGUUGAAACCUUCUGAUUCCAGCUUCCUUCGAGAGCACUUGUGAAUUUGCACUAGAUGAAGAUAAGACUUUUAGUUCUUUGAAAAGCUCUGCACCCUCACUGACUUUGUGCCCCAUUGUUUUCUCAGAAAAUUGAAACAUCAGAGCAACCUCAAGAAUCAGGCUAAAGUAACCAUGAAAGUCGCUGAAGCGGCCAACAAUGGUACAUAGCAAGUCAAUGCUACAAGGUUGAGGCAUCAAGAACCACCCCAAUUUUCCGAGUCAAAGACUAUAAGCUUGGGCCAUCAUGAACCGUCCAACAUUCAAAUUCACACUAGUUUUUGGCACACAAGCAAUCUUGUCUUCAAAUUCACACUGUUUCUUAUGUAAAAUGGCAUAACCCUGUAAAGUUGCAUUGCUUACUAUUCCAAGUUCCGUUCUGAGGCACUGUGUAGCUGCCUGCAUCCCUUGUACUCUGAGGGUGAUCAACGAGAAAGAAUUUUAUUUGGAUUUUUUCAAACAAGGAGAAUUAUUUCCAAA